AUGCGCGUCAACACAUCUGCUGCGCCGGCACGAGCGAGGACCAUGGCCCUGGAGAGGAUAUCGCGACCAGUUGCAAUGGCUGCGUCGCGGCGAUUGCCGCUUGCGGCUCGGCCGAGGGGGAGAUGGUACGCGACGGCCAAGGAGCCUGGCCCAACUUCCCAGUUCUACAAGACGUUUACGCGACCGAUUGCAAAGGUGCUCGUUGUCGCCGUCUUCUCGUACCAGCUCAUCUACUGGGGAUGGGUGAAGCUCGAGGCGGACGAGCACCGACAAAAGACAGACGCCGAGAUUGCCGACCUGGAAGCAAAGGUUGGCACCCUGGACAAGGCACUAAAGGACGAUGCGGAGGCCAAAGAGGCAGAGACGCCAAAGAAGAAGAAGGGGGGCUGGUGGUGA
This is a messenger RNA of Metarhizium brunneum ARSEF 3297, 396 nucleotides long. RefSeq lists its product as uncharacterized. NCBI's taxonomy places the organism in Eukaryota, Fungi, Ascomycota, Sordariomycetes, Hypocreales, Clavicipitaceae. The record is from RefSeq and is a predicted model, not a curated record.